ACUUCCUGCGCUACUCUCAAUCUCCACUCUUUCUCCGACUCAUUUCCCAGCCUUAACCCCCAAAACCCUCCGCCAUGGAUCCCGUCUCAGACUGGGGAAACACUCCGCUCGCCGCAGUUGACCCGGAGAUCCACGACCUGAUCGAGAAGGAGAAGCGGCGCCAGUGCCGCGGGAUCGAGCUGAUCGCCUCCGAGAAUUUCACCUCCUUCGCCGUCAUCGAGGCCCUCGGGAGCGCCCUCACCAACAAGUACUCCGAGGGCAUGCCGGGGAACCGCUACUACGGCGGCAACGAGUACAUCGACGAAAUCGAGAACCUCACCCGCAGCCGCGCGCUCCAGGCCUACCGCCUGGACCCCACCAAGUGGGGCGUCAACGUGCAGCCCUACUCCGGCAGCCCCGCCAACUUUGCGGCCUACACGGCCGUGCUCAACCCGCAUGACCGGAUCAUGGGGCUCGAUUUGCCCUCCGGCGGGCAUUUGACUCACGGAUACUAUACCUCCGGCGGGAAGAAGAUCUCCGCUACCUCGAUUUACUUCGAGAGCUUGCCCUACAAGGUGAAUUCCACCACCGGGUAUAUUGAUUACGAUAGAUUGGAGGAGAAGGCCCUGGAUUUCAGGCCGAAAUUGAUCAUCUGUGGUGGCAGUGCUUACCCUAGAGAUUGGGACUACAAGAGAUUCAGAGAGAUUGCUGAUAAAUGUGGGGCGCUUUUGCUCUGUGAUAUGGCUCACAUUAGUGGCCUCGUUGCCGCUCAGGAAGCAGCUGAUCCUUUUGAGUACUGUGACAUAGUCACCACCACAACUCACAAGAGCUUGAGGGGUCCUAGGGCUGGGAUGAUUUUUUACCGCAAGGGCCCCAAGCCACCGAAGAAGGGACAACCGGAGGGUGCAGUGUAUGACUUUGAAGACAAGAUCAACUUUGCGGUUUUCCCAUCACUACAAGGCGGUCCCCACAACCACCAAAUCGGUGCUUUGGCUGUUGCCCUCAAGCAGGCCAUGUCUCCGGGCUUUAAGGCCUAUGCUAAGCAAGUCAGGGCCAAUGCAGUUGCUCUCGGAAACUACUUGAUGAACAAAGGGUACAAGCUCGUCACUGGUGGAACUGAGAACCACCUUGUUCUAUGGGACCUUCGUCCUCUUGGUUUGACUGGUAAUGCAAUUGGGCACUCAAUCUUUCGGGACUCUGCAUUCCGGGGAUUAGCAAUCAUUGAUGGGUGUAUCUUGAUUCUCUUUGCAGGUAACAAGGUCGAGAAACUCUGUGACCUGUGCAACAUUACCGUGAACAAGAAUGCUGUAUUUGGUGACAGCAGCGCUCUUGCCCCUGGAGGAGUUCGCAUUGGUGCUCCUGCCAUGACAUCAAGGGGUUUGGUCGAGAAGGACUUUGAGCAGAUUGCCGAGUUCCUCCACAGGGCUGUGACCCUCACCUUGAGCAUCCAAAAGGAGCACGGGAAACUCUUGAAGGACUUCAACAAGGGUCUCGUCAACAACAAGGAAAUCGAGCAGCUCAAGGCCGAUGUUGAGAAGUUCUCGGCCUCCUUUGACAUGCCCGGAUUCAAAACAUCCGAAAUGAAGUACAAGGACUAGGCAAAAUCACACCUCAAGUUUUCGCGUUUGCAACAUUUUCCUUAUGUAUGCAUCAUAUGCUCCAAAGAAGAAUUUCCCUUGUGUUAAUUCAAUUCAUGGCUUAUGCUGAAGAACAAUAACGUUGGCACUGUAUCAUUCUACUUGAUGUUUUAGGAUUAGUGUUUGAAUUGUCGCAUGAAGUUGUAGUAGUUGCUCCAAAGUUGAUAAAACUUUGAAAUGAUUUCCAUGUCUCAAAUGAUUUUGUAAGUCAUACUAUUUUCUGUGUGUUUUACUAAUUCAAUCAAAUAUACAGUGAUUGGCAAAAAUGAAAACUACA
Ipomoea triloba (trilobed morning glory) is the source of this 1893-nucleotide messenger RNA. RefSeq names its product serine hydroxymethyltransferase 4. The coding region runs from base 75 to 1577 and encodes 500 amino acids. Gene Ontology annotation, biological process: L-serine catabolic process; tetrahydrofolate interconversion; folic acid metabolic process. The record is from RefSeq and is a predicted model, not a curated record. The transcript is spliced from 3 exons. Lineage: Eukaryota; Viridiplantae; Streptophyta; Magnoliopsida; Solanales; Convolvulaceae. Gene Ontology annotation, cellular component: cytoplasm. Gene Ontology annotation, molecular function: glycine hydroxymethyltransferase activity; zinc ion binding; serine binding.